GGCGGGGCUAGGCGAGAAAGCUUUGUGGUCUGUUCUCCAGAAGGAAGCAGGAGCGCUUGCGUGAACUGCAGCGCUGUUGGUUAGUGACCUCGGGUGUAGGCGACCAUCGGCACAGGGCGGUGGGUGCGCUUGACGUCCGGGCCUUCCCGCGCCUCGUCUGGGGAAACUUGCUGCGCGAGGCCAGGGCGCCAAAACUCGUCCCACCGUCCCUAACUGGCUUUUACAUCCGGGUUUCCUCUCCCCCCCUCCCCCCACUUUGGGCGUGUGGGCCAAUGGGAGUCGCCAUUUAGGAUGCUCCACCUUCUGGGUUGCGUAGAGCAUCCUGGGGCUCGUAGUAAACCUCUCGAGAUUUCCCUCGGCACGCGCGCGGGGGAAGAGGGGCCUUACGCACGCUUUGUUGCCCGAGCGGUGCCUCCGUUCUCUCCCCCGCGGUCCCGUCUUACCUGCCUUCCUCUUGGAGGGGAGAUCUUUGAGCAGCCCUUUAAGCCAGGUUGGGACAAAGGAUUUGGAGAAACCUAGGGCUAAAGUCACCUUUUUCCUUUUUUAAGCCCUACCUCGGCACUUCGCUCCAUGGCGGUUCCUGAGACCCGCCCCAACCACACUAUUUAUAUCAACAACCUCAAUGAGAAGAUCAAGAAGGAUGAGCUGAAGAAGUCCCUGUAUGCCAUCUUCUCUCAGUUUGGCCAGAUCCUGGAUAUCCUGGUGUCACGGAGCCUGAAGAUGAGGGGCCAGGCUUUUGUCAUCUUCAAGGAGGUCAGCAGUGCCACCAAUGCCCUACGCUCCAUGCAGGGUUUCCCCUUUUACGACAAGCCCAUGCGCAUCCAGUAUGCCAAGACUGACUCGGAUAUCAUUGCCAAGAUGAAGGGCACCUUCGUGGAACGGGACCGCAAGCGGGAGAAGAGGAAGCCCAAGAGCCAGGAGACCCCGGCUGCCAAGAAGGCUGUGCAGGGUGGGGCAGCUGCCCCUGUGGUCGGGGCCGUCCAGGGGCCUGUCCCGGGCAUGCCUCCGAUGACCCAGGCACCCCGUAUCAUGCACCACAUGCCGGGCCAGCCGCCUUACAUGCCGCCCCCUGGCAUGAUCCCGCCGCCAGGCCUCGCACCUGGCCAGAUGCCACCAGGGGCCAUGCCUCCGCAGCAGCUUAUGCCUGGGCAGAUGCCACCUGCCCAGCCUCUUUCCGAGAAUCCACCAAAUCACAUCUUGUUCCUCACCAACCUGCCAGAGGAGACCAACGAGCUCAUGCUGUCCAUGCUUUUCAACCAGUUCCCUGGCUUCAAGGAGGUCCGUCUGGUUCCCGGGCGGCACGAUAUCGCCUUUGUGGAGUUUGACAAUGAGGUGCAGGCAGGGGCAGCUCGAGAUGCCCUGCAGGGCUUUAAGAUCACCCAGAACAACGCCAUGAAGAUCUCAUUUGCCAAGAAAUAGCACCUUUUCCCCAUGCCUGCCCCUGCCCCCAUUCUGGGGCCACCCCUUUCCCCCUUGGCUCAGCCCCCUGAAGGUAAGUCCCCCUUUGGGGGCCUUCUCAGAGCCGUGUGUGAGUGAGUGGUCGCCACACAGCAUUGUACCCAGAGUCUGUCCCCAGACAUUGCACCUGGCGCUGUUAGGCUGGAAUUAAAGUGGUUUUUUGAGGUUUGGUUUUUCACAA
Molecule: messenger RNA, 1639 nt
Organism: Propithecus coquereli (Coquerel's sifaka)
Lineage: Eukaryota; Metazoa; Chordata; Mammalia; Primates; Indriidae
Gene: SNRPA
Product: small nuclear ribonucleoprotein polypeptide A
Exons: 6
Coding region: 571-1419 (282 amino acids)
Biological process (GO): mRNA splicing, via spliceosome
Cellular component (GO): U1 snRNP
Molecular function (GO): U1 snRNA binding
Source: RefSeq, a predicted model, not a curated record